AUGAGAAUACAUCGCUCACCAGGUCCCGAGCGGGUGGGGGCUCGAACUAUCCUUCGUACAGUAACUCGUCUGCUAGCUGCCCGUCUGCCUCCCUCUGGAUCUGCCGCGGCGGACCCCAACCCUCCGCGCUCUGGGUUUGGCACGGUGUGCCAUUUCGAUCUCCCUGCAGCCCUCUGCGCCCGUCAUCUCGAGGGUCUCGACGGCCGUGUCAUUCCCUCGUCUAGCUUGCUCGAUACAGUCACUAGCAACGGUUCUGCGGAGCAUUUGGUAGCCACCAUUGCGACACUCGAGCUCAACCUUUCCGUCCUCGGGGACACCACUCCCUCGCAUUCUCCUGAGGUUACUCCCCAAAGUCUCCUGACUGCCUCCAGGGCCUCUACCUCCUUGGCGGGCAAACCAAACUUCCGUCCGUCGGCCUUCGUUCCGUCACUCGUGAGNNNNCCUCGACACACUGAGUGUAUCAAGCACUAA
Messenger RNA from Perkinsus marinus ATCC 50983, 471 nucleotides. RefSeq lists its product as hypothetical. The record is from RefSeq and is a predicted model, not a curated record. The coding region runs from base 1 to 471 and encodes 156 amino acids. Lineage: Eukaryota; Perkinsozoa; Perkinsida; Perkinsidae. The transcript has 2 exons.